UAAACACGUCACAACAUGGCUGCCUCUUAUCCAAGAAAAUGCACAACAAUCAUAUUUAAAAAGCUGAAAUAUGUCAUAUACAUUUUUUGCAUCGUGCAGAAUAAAUUUGUUUAGUUUAAAAACGCGGUGUUAUUAAAAAAAUAGUGGGCCACUCAAAAGCUUGGGUAAAAGACUCUAAACAGACAUCUGUUAUGGUUAUUUCACUCUGAAAAGAGCACAGUCAUACCGUACACACAUAAACAUACAAGCUUAAAUGUCUCUACAACAAUGCUUAGUUUUCUUUAUGCCAGGCAAUCAGGGCAUGACGACCCAGUUCGUGUGAGACGUGCACUCUUUAUAAGGGUGCUGAGUCUGUAGUUGAACCACAACAGAGAUGUUGAUCGCAUUCAUGGCACCCUGGACAUUGAGGUUACUGAUGGAAGAUAUAUGUUGUCAGGCGGAUCUGAUGACGUAAUUGCGAUCUAUGACUUGGAAAACAACAGCAAGAAGCCUCGAUACACUUGCAAAGCAAUCUGCACAGUGGGCAGGACAGUAUGACACCAUUCUUGUUCAGUGAUCCAGUGACCACCAGAUGGCACUAUAAUAUUUUCUGAUUUUAAUGUAUGUUUGUUUGUUUGUAGUAUGUAUGUUAUGUGUGGCUUUCACAUCUCUGUGAAGGUCCAGGCAUGUGCAUAAAUUCAGUGUUGAAACAUGACACUGGUAUGUGUGUAUCCAGUUCAUUCGACAAAACCAUGAAAGUCUGGAACACAGAAACUCUAAAGGUGUGUCUAUGUGUGUCCAUCAUUUUUUUUUAGUUUUUUUUUCUUUCCUUAUAUUUAUAACAAUAUUUAGUAUGUGUGUAUAUCCACAUAUUGCUAAAUUUCACUUCUGGUUAGUUGCUAACUGGAUUUCAUUGGCUCUGUCCUUGCACAAUAAAAGCAACGUUGAAUCUAAUCUAAUCUAUAAAAAUACAUGACCACCUGCUUUUACACAGUCCACAAAGUCCCCACAGUUUUUUUCAUAAAUGUGAUUUAGCAAAUUACCCAACAACUGAAAGCAGUAUGCUAUUGUGGAACCACCAAACUGCUCAAACAGUGGCUCUUCUGUGGUGUCAAAUGUCCCUUUUAUGUUGGCCCUUCUGGUAUUUGCAUUGUAACAGACACACAGGAAUGGUGCUCAAGCAACAUUCAAUGCCUUCGGCUCCCUUAAGCAAAUCUAACAUGAGUGUAGUUAUAUAUGUGUAUUUCCCUUUCAAAAUAUUAUUUAAUCACAUUAAGUAUUACUGCAUAUGAUUGAUUAUUUAUUUAUUCGUUUAUUUCAGCCAGCUGAGUAGUUCCAGUUUGAUGGUAAUGUUUACUGCCAUCACAUGUCUCCUAUAGACAGGAAGCACAGUCUUGUAGCAGUUGGUACCAAAGACCCCAAAGUGCAGCUUUGUGAUCUGAAGUCUGGGUCGCGCAUCCACAUCCUUCAGUCAAUGACAGUAGGGUUCGUGUCUGGGAUGUGAGAAGAGCCUCUGGAGUCUUUUUACUUUGGACCAGCGCAAUGGAGACAAAUCCAAGGCCUCGUCUGAAGCAGUCUUGAAGGAGUUCCCCGAGAGAUGCUUAGCACUUGUUGGUCCUUUUGCCUUCUAUCUGCGGUCCAGCUCACCCCAAACCAUCUUGAUUGGGUUCAGGUCCGGUGACUGUGGAGGCCAGGUCAUCUGGAGCAGCACCCCAUCACUCUCCUUCUUGGUCAAAUAGCCCUUGAUGCCUUCAGUGUGACUCUACAAUUUUCAUAGUCAUGAAAAUAAAGAAAACUCUUUGAAUGAAAAGUGAACACAGCACACAAUGGGCGAGUGAAUGGAUUGUGCUCCACAGCUGACGGACUUCAUCUCCUCACUGCUGGGACAGAUGAUCGCAUGCGCCUAUGGAACAGUGCCACAGGGGAAAACACAUUAGUGAACUAUGGGAAAGCCUCAAAUUUACCAUAUCGAGGGGUUGCAGUCAGGAGUUUGCGUUUGUGCCGUGUGGCAGAUCAGUAGCGGUGUACGGGCUUCACUCGGGAGAACUGAUCACUAUGUUGAGAGGACAUUAUAAUGACGUUGACUGCUGCUCUGACCAUUGUCAGUGAUGGCGUUCUGUGAGUUCACAUCCACAGUUGCACAGCUGUAUGACAAGUGGAUGGAAGAUGCAGACCCCAGGUCAGAAGACUGGCUGCUCAUGUCCUCUCCGCUGCCCCAAACACUUAUUAUUGCAUUUUACAUCUACUUUGUGAUGUCACUGGGGCCCAGGUUAAUGGAGAACCGGAAACCGUUUGAUCUGAAGAGGUUCCUCGUCAUCUAUAAUUUCAGCGUUGUGGCUUAUUCUGUUUACAUGUGUUAUGAGUUUGUGAUGUCAGGCUGGGGAACCGGGUAUUCAUUCGGCUGUGAACUAGUAGACUACUCUCGAUCGCCAAAAGGCAUGAGGAUGGUAUGGACUUGUUGGCUCUAUUUCUUCUCCAAGUUUAUUGAGUUGAUGGACACAGUUUUCUUUGUGCUGAGAAAAAAGCACAAUCAGGUGACCUUCCUACAUGUCUUCCAUCAUUCCAUCAUGCCUUUCACUUGGUGGUUUGGAGUCCGGUUUUCUCCAGGUGGUUUGGGGACGUUUCACGCUCCUCUAAACUGCAUCGUUCAUGUCAUCAUGUAUACAUACUAUGGAUUGUCAGCUCUGGGUCCUAAAUACCAGAAGUUUUUAUGGUGGAAGAAGCAUUUGACUUCAAUACAGCUUAUCCAGUUUGUCAUCAUAACCUUACAUAUUAGCCAGUACUUCUUCAUGAAAGACUGUCCCUACUCAUACCCCAUAUUCAUCUACAUCAUUGCUCUGUAUGGCAUCAUCUUCCUCCUCCUCUUCCUCCACUUCUGGUACCACGCAUACACAAAAGGCAAAAGGCUUCCUAAAGUCCUGCAAAACACAACCAUGCAACAGAGCAACGACAUACACCACAAGAAAGAAUAACUGGUGCUGUGUGACUAACCAGUCAGCACUGACAAUCUACCUAAAGCCGCCUUUUCGCUACAUUUUUAUAAGACUGUUUAUACGUAGACCAUAUCAUUUAUCUUGAUGCCCUGGGAAAAAACAUUAUUGGGCAGACUGUGUGUUGCAGUCUGGGCUGGAUCUUGCCUUUUACCCUCAGCUGGGCACUUGAGUUGAACUCAGGCUGCUCCUGCUUCUACUCAUUUUCCUCAUUGUUUUUUUGCAUACUGACGUGUUUCCCGAUUCUAUUUAAUGAGAUGCGAGUCAGUACCUCCAAGCUCCUCACUCAUGGCAUUCACAUAGUUUUUAUUGCAGUUUUAGACACCAUUUGUUGUGUGUUUAUAUAUUUAUGUUCCUGUUUAUGGCAAUAUGAGUAAAUACAAUGAAAAAAGAAGUGUUGGCAACUUUUGCAUAUUAAUGUGCCUUUUACCCUUCACAUGUGACAUUGUGUGAAUGGUAGCAGUACUGCAGCUGUCCUUGAAGGAACCAAUGCAUUGAUCUCAUCUUGCAUUAUUGGUGAAGAAUGACAUGUAUUUGGUUACCUUUUUUAUUUUAUAUAUAAUGUCAUCAUGAAUGUCUUGGGAUGUUUUUUUGGGGGGAUAGGUGCUUAAAUUUUAUACAAGGAAAAGUAUUAUGUUAAUUAACUUUUAGAUAUUUAUGCAAAAAUUGCUGUAUUCACUUAAGUUGGUGGGUUUUUUAUUGUAUUUUUUUUAACUGCAUUUUCUAAUGGACUGGCUAUACUUUGAGGCAUUUGACCCCGGCAGUGAGCUGUUUAUCUUUAUGUAAAUAGUAGUCUGUUGUAUGUCUCCAUUGAGGGCUGUGUUUGUUUUAAAUAUAGAUGCAAAAUUACCCACUUAGAUCUAAUUUUCUAGAAUCUGUCUUCACCAUGAGAAUACAGCUCCCCUAUGUGGAGGAAAAUGUAGUAACAGUCAAGGGGCAAAAAUUUAUAUCUGGGAAAUAUUUUGUAUAUUUUUUAAAUAAACACACAAUAAACCUAAAUGAAUUUG
This is a messenger RNA of Carassius gibelio (silver crucian carp), 3976 nucleotides long. Its product is annotated as elongation of very long chain fatty acids protein 7. The transcript has 15 exons. Bases 2088 to 2951 code for a protein of 287 amino acids. Lineage: Eukaryota; Metazoa; Chordata; Actinopteri; Cypriniformes; Cyprinidae. Gene Ontology annotation, molecular function: fatty acid elongase activity. The record is from RefSeq and is a predicted model, not a curated record. Gene Ontology annotation, cellular component: endoplasmic reticulum; endoplasmic reticulum membrane. Gene Ontology annotation, biological process: fatty acid elongation, saturated fatty acid; sphingolipid biosynthetic process; fatty acid elongation, monounsaturated fatty acid.